Pleuronectes platessa (European plaice) is the source of this 4357-nucleotide messenger RNA. Its product is annotated as brevican core protein. NCBI's taxonomy places the organism in Eukaryota, Metazoa, Chordata, Actinopteri, Pleuronectiformes, Pleuronectidae. The transcript is spliced from 13 exons. Gene Ontology annotation, biological process: cell adhesion. The record is from RefSeq and is a predicted model, not a curated record. Bases 245 to 4354 code for a protein of 1369 amino acids. Gene Ontology annotation, molecular function: hyaluronic acid binding.
GUGGGCAGUUCAGGGUUUCAUAUCUGCCUCCACUCUCGACUCCCUCCUUUUGCUUCCCUGAGUCCCUGAGUCGGUCGGUCCUGCGCUCCCCCAGCUCCCCCACAUACCUGCAGAGCAUCCACGGUCCUCUCCCACCUCCUCCUCCUCCUCCGCAGCCUGGGACGGGACAGUCGCACUGCAGCAGCAGAGACUGGAGGAAACUACUUUUUAACCUGAGAGCUGAGUCCAUCCUGCACCAGCUGAGAUGCUGCUGAGGAGAAUCCGACAUGUUCUUCCACUUCUCUGUGUCAUCUGUCAUCUCUCUCUGGCCUUCCCCACCAAAAACCCAUCUGCAUACGAUGACGUCCGCUCCCUCCAGGUGAACAUCCCCCACUCAGGUCCUGUUUCUGCCCCACUGGGCAGCUCCAUCUCCAUCCCCUGCUCGGUGUCCCUGUCCUCCACACCCACCACCUCCUCCCCCUCCUCCGCCCCUGUUGCACCGCGGGUCAAGUGGAGCGUGGUGUCCGCAGGGGUGGAGACGCAGAUCCUGGUGGCGAGGGGUCAGAGGGUGAAGAUCAACGAGGCGUACAGAGAUCGCGCCGCACUGCUCAACUACACGUCCUUCCCCGAUGACCUGUCCCUGUGGCUGGGAGAUGUGCGCUCCAGCGACUCGGGUCACUAUCGCUGUGAGGUGCAGCAAGGCCUGGAGGACGCCAGUGAUCUCGUGCAGCUCAAGGUCAAAGGUGUUGUAUUCCACUACAGAGAUGCUCUGGGCCGCUAUGCGUUCUCCUUCCAUCAGGCCAAGAAGGCUUGUGAGGCCAUUGGGGCCAAAAUGGCCACCGCUGACCAGCUGCUGGCGGCUUAUUAUGAUGGAUACGAGCAGUGUGAUGCAGGCUGGCUGGCAGAUCAGUCUGUCAGGUACCCAAUCCAACUGCCCCGUGAGGGCUGCUAUGGAGACAUGAACGGGAAAGCAGGAGUGAGGAACUACGGGACGAUGGAUCCAGAUCUAGAUCUGUUUGAUGUUUAUUGCUAUGUGGAACAAAUUAACGGAGAGGUGUUCCACGACUCCGUCCCUCAGCUGCUGUCGUUUGCUGAAGCACGGUCAUACUGCAGAGCGGCGGGGGCUGAGAUGGCGACAACUGCACAGCUGUACUUGGCGUGGAGUGAAGGUCUGGACUGCUGCAGCCCCGGGUGGCUGUCUGACGGCAGUGUGCGCUACCCCAUCACCACCCCCAGGGAGCGCUGUGGAGGGCCACAGGCAGGCGUCAAAACCCUUUACCGCUUCAGCAACCAAACUGGUUUCCCAGAGCCGUCCAGCCUUCACGACGUGUAUUGUGUGAGGGACAACAGACAUGCUCCCACUGACUCUCCCCCCGACUACAUGGCCACCGAGUCUGAAGACAUCGGACAAGAUGUUGUUAUUUUUACGCGAACAGAUCAAGAGCUGCUCCUGAACCAACACAAAGAGCAGGUGGAGCGAGAGGCGCUGAGUGUAGUCGAGUCUUUUCCCUUUGUCUCGCGUCCUUCCACUGAGGAAAACCUGGUGGACACACAUCCAACCGAUACAGCAGACACAACAGAGUCUCCCCUCAACUCCACAUAUCUGGACCUCCUUCAGCCGUUUGAUGAAAUGUCAUCUGCUACAGAAAUGACCCCCCACUCCCAGCAUCCUGUGACGAACGGCACAGUCAGCAGCACAGAAACCUACAAUGUUCCACAAAAUGCAUCAGUGCUGCCCAGUGUUCACAAUGACACAACCUCCCACCAGAGCCUGAACUUCACCGUUCACCAUUUUGAGCCUGAAAACGCCACAGGGUUUCCUGAACUAUCAGACGAGCCUCUCACUCGUAACCAAACAGACGCAAGCCCUGAAGAGCACACGCAACUGUUUGAGAGCCCGGAGGAUUCCCCAGAGAUACAAGAGACCUAUCUGGAUUUAAUCGGAUCACAAGCCAAUUACAGUGAAACAGAGAGAAACCUUACCCAGGAGGAGAACAUCCUGGAGGCGACAGCAGACCCCUCUGAAGACAUCCUCCAGGUGAAGCUGGAGGAGGCAGCAGUAGCACGGCCUGAGCAGAUGUUUCUCUCGACUCAGUCUCCAGAAGAGGAAGGAGAACUUCUAUCUGCCAACGCUUCUACUUCAUUGUGGCCUCCUCUUGAUGGAUCUGGAGAUAUUUCUCAAGAGAGUGACCUUGACGUUGGAGCAGUCACUUCCAACACCACUUCAGAUUCUCCCACUUCUGGUUUCACCACUCACAUCUCACCUUCAGCUUCACCUAGCAGCACUCCGGCUGAACCUCGGACUGCGCUUCCGAAUCCAACGCCUUCCUCUGGGUCACCAAAUACUGAUAGAUUGGGCUUCAGUGUCCUCGCCACAGUAGCACAGUUAUGGGAGACCUCCAUUUCAAAACAGGAGGGAAGUACAAGCUUAGAAUCUGAAGAAGCAGUCACGAUAGAAAGUGAGGAAAAAACGCUGCAACCAACGAGGGCUCAAGACAUCCCUGUUUCUGAAGCAAAUCUGGCAACCACCGAGUUUUCAGAGGGGCCUGAAGCCUCUCAGAUGCCCACCGAUUCCACCACAGCACAGUAUCAGACAUCAGGGCAAAAAGUGUAUUGGGACAUGGAAACCAUCACUUAUGAAGAGGCAAGUGGACAGGAGCCUGGUGCAGUUACUGCAGUCAUGGGGGUAGACAUCAAAUUUGCUCCAACCGUUGAAGAGGAACUCAAAGUUUCCUCAACCGUUGAAGAAGAACUCAAAGUUUCCACAACCGUUGAAGAGGAACUUAAAGUUUCCACAACCGUUGGGGACGAGGCUGACGUUUCCUUUACUGUUUCUCCCACUCUGAAAGAUGAAGCAAAUUUUUCCUUUUCAAUUGAACAGGAAGAUCACGUUUCCCCGACCGCUGAAGAGGACGUGACAGGUACUCCAGUUCUUAAAGAGGAAGACAAAGUUUUACCAACAUUAGAAGAUGACGUUUCCUUUUCACUGGAAGACAAAGUUACUGUUACCCCAACACACGAGGAAGAAACAUAUGUUGCCCCAACACUUGAAGAAGAAGCAGCUAACGUGGAAGAGGCCAUCAUUGCCCAAACGCUUGAAGAAGCUAAUGUUGACCCAACCAUUGAUGAGAAUGAUGUUAGCCCAACCCAUGAAGAAGCUAGCGUGGCCCCGACCCUUGCAGGAGAAGCUAUUGUUGCCUCAGCUCAUGAUGAACUAGCUAACAUUUCUUCAACCUUAGAAGAAGAAGUUAACUUGGCCGCUUCAAUUGAGGACUUCACGGUCUCUUCUCUUGAUUCUCAAACAUCUAACUGGGCUCUGCUGACAACCACAACUGGACCCCAAGAAUCCCUCAACGGCCUAGAGUACAGCAGAAGAACCUCCCCCACCACCUCCACAGCAGCUCCAGAUUCCACCUCGAGCACAAAGCCCAUUGGGGCCACCGCCACCACGACCACCACCACCACCAAGACCACCACACACUGGUCCAGACGCAGCUGGAGCCCGACCACCGCAACCCGGAGAGUUUCCCACAAGACGACAGAGCCCCAGAAGGUGACGCACCUCAUACCACCAGUGGAUCAGGGUCUGGUGGAUGGUGAGUUUAGUCUCACCAAGCCGCCCACCCUGCUUCUAUUGCCCAAUGAGAGGGCGGCUGUGGGCGGUACAGGGAAAUCUUCAGAUGCGUGUGAGAACGACCCCUGUCUCAACGGAGGCACCUGCACGGACAGAGACGGACAGAUUAAAUGUCUCUGUUUGCCGACAUAUGGAGGAAACUUGUGUCAGACUGACCUGGAGAGCUGUGAACCGGGCUGGGACAAGUUUCAUGGUUUCUGCUACCGACACUUCAGCCAGCGUCUGAGCUGGGAGGUGGCGGAGCAGCACUGCCGCGUGCUGGGAGCUCACCUGGUUUCCAUCAUGACCCCCGAGGAGCAGAGUUACAUCAACAGCAACUACAAGGAGUACCAGUGGACCGGCCUGAACGAUAAGACCAUCGAGGAUGAUUUCCGCUGGUCUGAUGGAAACCCUCUGCUGUAUGAGAACUGGUACAGAGGUCAGCCGGACAGCUACUUCCUCUCAGGAGAAGACUGUGUGGUGAUGGUGUGGCACGAUGACGGACGCUGGAGUGACGUGCCCUGCAACUAUCACCUGUCCUACACCUGCAAGAAGGGCACCACCUCGUGUGGUCCACCGCCAAAGGUCCGAAACACCUCCCUAUUUGGAAAAGCUCGACAGAGAUAUGAAACCAAUGCAGUUGUGCGUUAUCACUGUGUCGGGGGUUUCCAGCAGAGACUCAACCCCGUGAUCAGGUGUCUGUCUGGAGGCCUGUGGGAGAGACCACAGAUCAUGUGCAUCCCCGGUAAGAUAAGAGAGUAGUUU